This is a messenger RNA of Bactrocera oleae (olive fruit fly), 926 nucleotides long. RefSeq lists its product as uncharacterized. NCBI's taxonomy places the organism in Eukaryota, Metazoa, Arthropoda, Insecta, Diptera, Tephritidae. The record is from RefSeq and is a predicted model, not a curated record.
AUGGGCCGAUGUCAUCAUUAGCAGCGAACAUUUUUGUUCAAUGUCUUACCGUGAUUCACACAAAAUGGUUCAAAUGCGUUACCACUACCUAUUCCUUGUCAUAAUCGCCAUCUCUGGCAUCAAGCUCGCAGUCACUGAGGACACGGUUCAUACUAUAUCCUCAACGGCUGAAGGGUCGGACAAGAGUGCCAAUGGUCCAGUCACCGCCGCAAUUGAAAACCUCGCCAUCAACGUCGCCUCCAUUGCCGAUGAGAUCGCACUACAAGUGAACCAAAAGCUGGAACGUACAGCUAAUGUUCUAUACGGUAGCAUCGAAACGCUUAUCACCAACGGCCUGGAGCAGCUGGCGCUGCCGAUUUUUCAAGCCAGUCGUAAGCUAAGUCAUGAAAACUGCAAUGCUACGCUGUCUGUAGUGGAUCUACGUGCGAGCAUCGAUUCGCAACUCAGCAAUUGCACCGAAGACAUCAACGCUGUGUUGCAAACUUACAAAUUCCAUGCGGAAGAAAGCAUUUCGACAAUAGAAAAUUUAAUCGAUGAGGUUAUCAAUUUGCCAAAAGCAUGUCAAGUUUUGUUGGCGCGUUCCGCUUCGACUAAAGAUGCGCCUCACAACUUUGCCUCGGCUACAACUUGUUUUGUCGAGCGGAUGACUGUUUGGAAUGAACAAAUUUCAAAGGAGCUGGAUGGUGUUGGUCAGCUAUUGUCACGUACUCGUCAAAUCUCUCAAGAGAGCGAAGCGCAAGCACUCUUAUGUAUUGGGGAACUAGUGAAUGAGGUUGGAAAACUUAUCGAUGAAGAGUUAAGUAAUUGUUAGAGUGAUAAAUGGUUUGAAAAAAAAAAUCUUAAGUCUUUUAACAAUAAAUGAUUCAGUAUUUUCAUUUCAUCUAAUAUUGAUGAGCUGUGGGUAAGCUGAAAAAUACUUGCUAUAA